UCGAGACUCAUUUGUCGCAACGUCGUCUGGUUAGUGAUCUAUUCUUCUCUUUAUCGUUCUAGGGUUUCCGAUACCGGCUGGUACUCCUUAAUUUUAUGCGUUUGGUCACGGUCUUUGUAUAGUUGGAGAUACGAUAAUGGCGGGCGGUAAUUUAUUGCAUAGGGUUAUGUCUUACGUGCUUAAUCAGCUUGUCGUUGAUACCCUCUCUAAUAGUAUCGCAUUCCAAAGGUUUGCUGUGAGGACAAAUAAGAGAAUUGAGGCUGUGUCCAAAAUGGCUUCACAGAAGAAGCAGGAACUUUCUGAACAGAUGAAAGAUUUCUCAGAAAAUUUCCAGUCGCCGCCCAAAGAUCGUUGAAUGCUGUGGUGAUGAACUGUUCUUGCAAUGAACUUUGAAUCUCUCGUCUUUUAACCCCCCCAUGUCCACUAAGAUGAGCUUUGUAAAUUAUGAUGUGGAGGAUGGUUAUUGUUGCUAGUUAUUUUUGCCAAUACAAAUAAGCUGUUUUUCUGAUG
Tripterygium wilfordii is the source of this 510-nucleotide messenger RNA. RefSeq lists its product as uncharacterized. The transcript is spliced from 5 exons. The coding region runs from base 137 to 355 and encodes 72 amino acids. NCBI's taxonomy places the organism in Eukaryota, Viridiplantae, Streptophyta, Magnoliopsida, Celastrales, Celastraceae. The record is from RefSeq and is a predicted model, not a curated record.